This is a messenger RNA of Pocillopora meandrina, 4972 nucleotides long. NCBI's taxonomy places the organism in Eukaryota, Metazoa, Cnidaria, Anthozoa, Scleractinia, Pocilloporidae. The record is from the annotation of a GenBank genome assembly.
CGACCAUUGUUCAAGAUGGCGGCAAAGAUGGCAGUCGGAGCAGCUCCUUGGGUUAGUGCAGUUAGAGAUGUACACAUAGCUGAUACAGUUGAUGAACCGUACUUUAAGAUUUUAAAGGCUGCCAAUACGAUAUAGAUUGGAGGCGAAUGGGUUAAGUUGAAGCCUGUAACCCCAUCUCGGGUUCAAAUGUGCCUCGUCCUCAGUGUAGAUAUAAACUUCUCGUCCUUCAGCGUUCUUUGAUAUUGUCAUCAUCUUGUGAAGUUUCUUAUCAGUUAAUCAUACCAUUUUUAUAGUGAUAUCUCCUAAACCUCGUUCGAUCAAGAAAUGAAUGUUUUUGGUUAAUUUUAAAGUUUAAACUUUGCAUGGUUCAGUCUGUUUUCAUUUAUCUCAAGCAUAAUAUGAUAGACUUUUAUCGGUUUUAUAUAUAUAUAAAAAAAUAUCAAAUUCUAUUAUAUAAAUAAGGAAAGAAAUCCCCUUCUGCUGAGAAAAAGGGUAGUGCUCUUAGACCUGCUACCACUUUAGUUAGAAAAAAGAGUUCUUAAAUUUAUAAGUGAGCUACAAGUAGAUGGGAAGAAAAGGAAUUGAGGGGACAGAAGGCCAACUUUCUUUCUUCUUUUUUUUUCUUUUUUUUUUGCCCCUAAAGAAAUCGAGAGAACCACGAACAAACUUCUAUAUUUUUAUUUGUGCUGCUGACCUCCCCAGUUUUUUAAUUACCUGUUAAGGCUGGCCAUGCAAUUUAUCUUCCUUUUCCAAUUGUUUUUAAAUUUUAGUUAAAUACCUUUGUAACCAGUGUAAUAAUGGCAUGUUUCUGUGUUUUUUGACACAAAUAAAUAGAAGAGCAGACUUUUGGUUGCUGUCUCAGUACCUGCCCUUGGUGUUCCUUUCUUGCAAACUGUGAAAGCUGGCUCCAUCAAGGUGCAUCCCAGAGAGGUAAUUACUAACACUUUACCUUCACUUCUAUAUUACUACACUACAGGAUUUUGCUAUCCACCAGAUAGAGAUUUAUCCAGUGGAUAGCAUUAUCCAAGCUUCAAACAACAGGUGCCAGAUGGGUAACAUGGCUCAUUAGCUGACGUUAACCAAGUUAACCACUAACCUUUAACUCCCAGAAGCAAUCAAUAUUAAACUUCUCCCUAUAAUAUCAUUACAUUAUCCAGCAAAUAGGUAAUUAUAAUAUUCAAAGUUAUCAGGUAGAAGUUGUUUACUUGAUCUAACACAAAAUUCUCAUAACUAAAUUUACAAGGAAAUGGGUAGCAGGUAGAGGGGAGAAUUAACAAUCAGAUCUUGAAAGUUAAAGGGUUAAAUUAAUUUUUGACCAAUUGAUUUUAGUUGGAGAUUUAUGAUGAGCCAGUUGAAAUAUCACAAGUCAAGCCUGAUGAGGACAAAGUCUCAGCAUUUGAGGAGAAAGUUUCAAUAGCCAGAAGAUUUGUAUGGGGCUGGACUUCCAAAGUGAAGGUUGGGAAAUAACUUUUAAUUUGCAACAAAUCUUAUGUAUAACAGUUCCUAGUUUGUUCUCACUAUACUGAAGUUACCAUCAAGAACAGGUAGUAUUGUCAACUGGUCGGUGCUGUGUUCUCCCUUAUCAUUAGCUGAGGACAGGUAAAAGAAACUUUCAGAGCAGUAGAGCAAUCCUGUUAUCCUGUUACCAGUUAAUUUUUCAAGAAUUCCAAGUGACUGUAGAAAGUAAUAAGAGGUACACUGUACUAAAGGCAGUUGUUCUGGAACAUAAUUGCAUACUGGGGCUUUAGUUGUCUGUGGUUUAGCUUUAAAGCCAAAAGAAAAUCAUUUUUGAUUUGUAGCAAUGAUUUUUAUUUUUAUUUUUUGUGGUAAAAAAUAAAUCCUAAACAAUUAUUAAAGAUAAUGUUGCUUUCUUCUAACAGAAUAGUGUAGAGGAAACAAGAAGAACCUUUUCUUCAGUCGAGGAAAGAUCAUUAGGUACAUGUACAUAUUAUAAAUCAUGGCUCUUAGAUUAGACAACUGUUUCAGAGAGGAUAACUAUUUUGGUCUCAAUUUUUAAUGCCCUUGCAGUUCUCAUAAACCAUUUAGCCUCAAAGAUUUACAGGUUCUGAUAUUUGAAGAUUUUGUCUUUUGCCCCUGAACUUUAUCAUUCUGUUCCCAGUGAAAAAAUAUCCUGCAAAGCAAAAGAAAAGAAAGUUCCUUGUCCUGUAUCUCUGACACAUUUUUUGUUGCAUCUGUGAAAACAGUGCACGCCUUAGUACUGUGUUUGAACGGAGUCAUUUUUUUUCAAUAAUACAGAAUUUGUUCAGCUCCUGCAUACUGACAGACAGUUUCAAAUGAAAGUUGGUGGAAUAACAGCAUCUGUGUUUGCCGGUGCACUGCUAGCAGGAAGAGGCCGUAAGUACUUUGAAUUCUUUUGCAAUUUACCUCUUACCUCCCAAGAUUUUCUUUCUGAAUCUCUCUUCCAGAUAUCAUACAUUUUAUUUACACUACUAAGUAGAAAGGAGAAUUUGGUCCUAUAUCAGUGUAACAACCUUCAGCCAAUACAAUUGACACAUUUUCCAUCCUCAUUAACUUGAUGCUGAUUAAAAUUAGAAGGAUUAAGGCCCAGAUUUAUUCAAUUCAAUCCAUUGGCUUGGCAAAUCUGUUGAUCUUUUUAUUUCAAAAUGGUUCAUUGGCUGAGUUCAGUGUUUGAUUGGCUCAUUUUCUAAUGAUAACAAAAAAACAAAUUGACAGCAAACAUCGUAAACUUGCUCUUACCUUCCCUUGAGAAUUUCCUUAUACUGCAUGGGAGCAACUACAAGUAAAUGUGCCAACCUCACUGGUCAGAAACAGAUGAUCCACAUCAAAGAAAAAUGUUUUUAAAAACCUAUCAGUUUUGAUGUACUCCUGUUGUAAUGGUGAACUGUGAAGAAGUACAACACUCAUGCCAGUCUGCAAAGAAUAGCAGAGCUACUUUGUAUAACUUGAUCAGAUCAUCUGCUUGCAGGACCAUUUUUACUCUUAUGAUGACAACAUUUAGGCAAUUCACCUCACAUGUGCAUGUGCCACUCUCCACCAGGAAGCAAAUAUAUAGUGGUUUCAGAGAAAUUUCUGCUUCACUUGCCAGCCUUAUAUGUCCCUCUGUGUACUCUGUACAUUUUAUUUGUAAUUUCUCUCAUUAUUUUUUCCAUUUUUUUUUUUGGAUUUUAUUGACUGCCAUGGAUUAUUGUUUCGUUCCAGGUCGGCCAAUAAGGAGAAUUUUCUUCUCAUCCGUUUUGGGAACAACUGCAGCAGCCAUAUGUUAUCCAAAAGAGGCAGUUCUGAUAACACAAACAAAUUACCACAGACUAAAAACCUUUGUAAUAGAGCAGUGGGAGAAACAUAAUAAACGACAAGCUGAAAGAGCUGUAAAGGAGGAGCUUAAAACUGCUGUUGAUGAAACAAAAACCUUGGGAGGUCAGAAAACCUCCACAGCAGAAGAAGUUAAAGCAGAGACUGCUUCAGUGGAUGAAGUCAAAGAAGAGGGUGCUUCAAACCAGGAAAUUAUUGAGAAGCAAGAAACACAAGAGACAAAUGCAGAACCACCAGUUGUGUCCACUGAAAACACAUCCAAGGGAUCAUUCUGGAGUAAGAUCCCAUUUGUCGACAAGUUUACGGGGGCAAAACCAAGUGAGGCUGAUGAAGUGAAGUCAGUCAAAGUGGUAGAGUCUGUUGAUAAGACUGGAAGUAGCAAAGAUCAAGUGAUAGUUCAAGAGAAGACAUCAAGUGAUGUGCCCAAGCCAGAAGGAGACACAGGGCAAUCUAACCCUGAAGACAAAGACAUGUACUCUACUCGCUCAUAAAUAUUGACAUCUCAUCCAGCCACUAACUACAGAGUGAUAUUAUUAACAAAAUAUUUUUGCUGAAGGCAAAUUUAAAGAAGAACAACACUAUGUCCAGCUACUUUAUUAACCCGCCAUUGAGUAUGCUGUCUCCAUACUGAUGUUUAUGACACUGUUAAGGAGAAUUUGUGUAAUAAUCAAGAGCUUCUUUUUCCUCUCUUCUUUCAUUUACCUUUUUCUUGUGACCUUAAGGUGAUAUUUUAGCAAGAAGUUCGAUGCUAGUCUUUCUUAGGAAUCAAAGGAUGGUCAAAUAUUGGUGCUGAACAAAAAUCUAAGUUUACAAAUAGUUCCUUAAAAGCAGAUCUGCUUACAUUUUGUAUUACACCUGUAAAAAGUCUGAUAAUUAAUUUUUCCAAAGAGUAUUUGGCAGAACUUGAGAGCAGUUUGCUGCCUGCGCUUUAUUUUGCUUAGCUAAAUUUUACUUUAUUAGGAAAAGAAAGACUACUAAUUUCCACCUCAACUAAGAUUUAUGUAUACUUGCCCCUUUUUUUUUACUUUUUACUUUUAAUUAACACUUUUCUGCUUGACCCCUUUGUUCCUUAGAUAAACAAUGAGAAAUGAGAUAAGGAAGGAAUAAAGAAUUUUUAAUAGGCACUGUGUUGCAUUCAAUUGGAAUUUUCCAUGUCAAAUAAUUUGAUGUUCUGUACAAGUACUACAGGGUGUUGUGAUUCCUCUAAAUCGUUUUGAUAUCACUAUUUCCAAGUAUGCACAACUGAGUAUCAUACUUUUUGAAAGAAAAACUGGUCAAGAACAAUUUUUCUUUCAAAAAGUAUGAUUCAGAUUAACUUUCCUCAAAAAGCAAACAAAACAAUCAUACUUCUAAAACGUCCUCUUGAAUGUACAUAAUUUAUAUUUUCAACCAUGUGCAUACAUUUCUGGCUGAAUAAAUUUCAUUCCCACUUUACUUGGCAAAAGAAGCCAGAAGGGGAAACAACUAAUGAUAGUGUUUUUCUCCUUGCUAUAAUUAUACUGUAUUUCCUCAAAUAAGCAUCCAGGCGUUUAUUUAGAAACGCAGCUAAGCGAGGAGGGUUUAUUAAAAGGAGGAUGCUUAAUCAAUGAGGGUGCUUACUAACUUAGCACAGCAAAAGGACAAGAAUCAACAGAGCAGAUAAUAUACAUAAAGGAACUCUGAAAACGCAUUGACAUAGAUG